Bolinopsis microptera is the source of this 810-nucleotide messenger RNA. RefSeq names its product homeobox protein notochord-like. Gene Ontology annotation, biological process: regulation of DNA-templated transcription. Lineage: Eukaryota; Metazoa; Ctenophora; Tentaculata; Lobata; Bolinopsidae. Gene Ontology annotation, molecular function: DNA binding; DNA-binding transcription factor activity, RNA polymerase II-specific. The coding region runs from base 1 to 810 and encodes 269 amino acids. The record is from RefSeq and is a predicted model, not a curated record. The transcript has a single exon.
AUGAGUUCUUCAUUUGAAGUUUACCUCAACGCACUCUUCAGAAGAUCUAAUCCUAAUCACGAUAUACAGAUGGCAACUUCGCCUAGUCUCGGUGCUCAUUACAAAGGAAAUCCUGUUCUUGGAACUCCAUACAUUACAUCGCUGACUUCUCCUCCUCCUUACACAAAUCUGCAGUCUAUUGGUGUUCCUUACAUGAACUCUAGACCUCUUACUGUUCCUCACGCCACUACUCUUACUCCAGUACCAAGCCCUCACCCUUACGCUAAACGGAGCUUUGGAUACAGGAAUGUUGAUCGUUCUAAACCUUACCGAUUGGAGCUACCAACAACUAAGCUAGAAGUACAACCAGAGACUCCUGCUUUACCGACCCCUCUACUCACACCUGUACCAAUGUUGUCCUCUACUCUGAACACCACCACUCCACCUACCACCCCUGGUUCUAUCUCCCCUCCGCAGUUCUUCUUUCCUCCUGACUUCCCUCUACCCAACAAGGCAGAUCAGCAGAACCUGAGAACACCCUCGCCUGCUCCUGCUAUCCAGAACCAGAUCCUAACACCACCUGGAACCCCAGCUCAGACCCCUUCUUCUUUUGGCAAGGCUCCAAAACAGAAGAGGAGGAGAACCAAGUUCACUACAUUCCAGCUAGACGUGUUAGAACGGGAGUUUGACGACUGCAACUAUAUCUCGACUGAGAGGAGACAAAGUUUGGCAGCAGUGCUCGGGUUGACGUCAGAGAAUAUCAGAGUUUGGUUCCAGAACAGACGAACUCAGAUCAAAAGGAUGGAGAACAACCGACCCAAACACAUUUAG